AUGCAAAACCUCGCUGGAAAACACAUCCGGACCUGUCACCGGCAGCCCUUACGGUUAGAAACUUCUCCAACUUUCUCUUUUUAUACAUAUUUAUUCAUUUUUCUCAGUUUUCUCCCUUUUCUGUAUCGCGCGCCGCGCAUGAACACCAUUUUAUCAAUAGCAUUACGGCCACAACACCGUUUUAUCCCAAUGCUCUUAAAGAUGAUAACAACACAAACAAACUCUCUCCAAAUCCCUAGCACCACCACCAAAACCAAUCCAAACAACAACAACACUAUUUCAGAAAUUUCAAAAACCAAUAACCAGUUUGUGAAAUCGAAUUUCUCCGAUUUAAUCACUCUCGGCGGUUUCCUCCGGUCCUCGAAACAAGUUCGUCACGACUCGCUUGUCUUCAAUCGAAUGAUCCCAGUGCUCGGCCGCCUCAUCAACCAUUACGAAUCCCCCCAAACGAUUCUCUCCGAGUUAGAGUCAAUUGGUUGUAUAAAUCUCUCUAACACAAACAAAAGCCCUAAUCCUUUGUUACUCUUGUUGAGGAUUUUCUCUCGUGCAGGUAAUCACGCGAUGGUUAUUGAAACUUGUCAGCACAUGGUAGAAUUUCAUGGUUUUGCGAUUUUUCGGAAUACAUUUGCUUCGAAUUUAGUUAUGGAGUCUAUGUUUAAAACUUCUCAACCUGAACGCGCUUUUUAUAUCAUGGAGAAUACGAAAUUCCCUAAUUUUCUCACUUUCAACAUUGCACUUUUCCACCUUUCCAAUUUAAAUGACAUUACCAGUGUUUGGUAUGUUCUUAGACACAUGUUGAGAUUGCGUUAUCAUCCUAAUCAUGCUACUUUUAGUGCAGUUCUGAAUUCGUUUUGUAAAAUGAAUGCAUUUCGGCAAGUUUAUCAGAUUUUGGGUCUAAUGGUUGGUCUAGAGAUUGACUUUUCUGUUAAUGUUUGGACUGUACUCAUUCAUAGGUUCUGCAAAUUGCGUAGGCUUGAUGUUGCUUCCAAUUUGUUGUACAAAAUGAUUCGAAGUGGUUGUUCUCCUAAUGUUGUCACAUAUACCGCUUUAAUUAAGGCAUUUAUGGAAUCCAACAUGGUGAUUCAUGCCUUACAUUUGUUUAAUGACAUGGUUUCUGCUGGCCUAGAUCCCGAUUUAGUUCUUUAUAAUGUGUUAAUUGAUUGUCUUUUGAAGUCCGGAUUGCAUGAUGAUGCAAUUGAAUUUUUUCACCGGUUGUCGGAACAAAAAAAUAUGAGACCUGAUCUGUAUACCCUUACUUCAUUGUUGUCUACAAUUUGUCGGUCUGAACGGUUUGAUCUCUUACCCAAAAUAGUUCGAGCUUGCAGACAUAUAGGUGGUGAUUUAGUAUUCUGCAAUGCUGUUUUAAACUCUUUUAUUAAGUCUGGCCGUUCUUCUUGUGCUCUUGAAUACUAUGAACAUAUGAUUGUUAAAGGUUUUAAGCCGGAUAAAUAUAGUAUUGCUGGGCUACUAAGUGCACUUUGUGCUGAGAGAAGAAUUGAUGAAGCAGUUAAUGUGUAUCGAGGUAGUGCUAUGAUGUAUCACGCGAAUGAUGCUCGCAUCCAUACUGUGUUAACGAGUGGGCUUAUAAAUGCCGGUCAGUAUCACUUGGCUGCCAUUGUUUUUAGAUCAGCAGCAGUCCAGAAAUGUUCGCUUGACAGUGAAGCAUAUGCUGUUGGCAUCCGUGCACAUCUUAGAAGUGGAUUAACUCUAGAGGCCAACACAUUGUUUGACCAGAUGAAGGACAAUGGUCUGGAACCUAAUGUUCAGACAUUUAAUAUGAUUCUUUUCAGUUCAUUUAAAGAAAAAAAUCUUCAAAAGAUUCAACUGUUGCUGAAAGAGAUGAUUGAUUCAAGGAUUGAGUUGGGUGAUAGAAAUUUCUUCAACUUGUGUAAAUUUCGAUGUAGUUGGAAUUUGUUGGCUGAAAUGAGAGAUUUGGGUUUAUUAUCUGCCAAGAUGUUGCAUGCCUUAAGCUGUGGCAGGCAUCCUGAAAGUGUAAAAGCAAAUUACAAUCAUUGUGCUGAAGUUGAUACAGAAUGCAAUCUAGUUCUGGAUUCAUCCAGUUCCGAAGAUAUGUCAGAUGUAGCUGUGUCAGUUGGUUGA
Molecule: messenger RNA, 2100 nt
Organism: Lathyrus sativus (Indian pea)
Lineage: Eukaryota; Viridiplantae; Streptophyta; Magnoliopsida; Fabales; Fabaceae
Source: the annotation of a GenBank genome assembly